This is a messenger RNA of Musca domestica (house fly), 2541 nucleotides long. RefSeq names its product ATP-dependent RNA helicase DDX42. The transcript is spliced from 2 exons. Gene Ontology annotation, molecular function: RNA binding; RNA helicase activity; ATP binding. Lineage: Eukaryota; Metazoa; Arthropoda; Insecta; Diptera; Muscidae. Bases 99 to 2408 code for a protein of 769 amino acids. The record is from RefSeq and is a predicted model, not a curated record.
AGACCAUCAUAUCUCGCAAUAAGGCGUUUAAGGCGUUCAUAGUCAAUUACCGACUGCGGAAAAUAAACUAAACAGAUAUAUUCGGAUUGGGAAGCAUCAUGAGUGGGUACCGUGGAAUUGGAGGUGGCGGAUAUCCUUACAAGCCGUCCUCAUCGUCAAAUCGCUCUGCCAUGAAUGCGGUUCCACCACCUUCUUCGCUAAAUAAUCGGGGUUACCAGAAGUUUUCGUCGAGUUCAGCUAACAAGGCUGGUACUUCCAAACAUGGCUACUCUACCCUGGAGUCUAUCAGUCAGUUUACAAACUCCCAAAACUAUAUUGGAAAGCGAAGAGGGUGUAAUACUGAAGAUGACUACUUCGACGAUGACGACGAACAGACUACACCUUCACGGCCGUAUAUACCGGCUCCGGGUUCGCCAGGUUCACAGCAAUCUAACAAGCAAGAUAGUGAUUCUGAAGAAGAUCCGUUGGACCAAUUUAUGGCUGGACUGGAAAAGCAGGUCGAAAGAGAAAAAGUUUGCAAGGAAGGAAACCAGUCAGGCGUUCCCGCUGUAGCAAAGGGGGUACGUGGCGACAUUGACGAAGAGGACAAUGAAGAAAGUUAUUACCGAUACAUGGAAGAAAAUCCUCAGGCUGGACUAAGAGAUGAUAAUUCAGAUGUGGAGAUCGAGUACGACGAGGAUGGCAAUCCUAUUGCUCCACCAAAAAAGAAAGAUAUCGACCCUUUACCUCCGAUAUAUCAUUCUCAGAUAGAUUACGAGCCGUUCGAAAAAAAUUUUUACACACCGCAUGAAGACAUUUCAAAUCUAAAUGAGGAGCAAGUACGAGAUCUACGAAAAACACUUGGAGUUAAAGUUACAGGUCCCGAACCGCCAAAUCCGGUAACUUCAUUUGCUCAUUUCGGAUUUGAAGAAACUCUUAUGAAGGCCAUACGAAAGGCAGAGUACACCCAGCCAACCCCUAUACAAGCACAAUCUAUCCCAGCAGCCUUGGGAGGCCGAGAUAUUAUUGGAAUAGCCAAAACUGGGUCUGGCAAAACAGCUGCUUUUAUAUGGCCUAUGCUCGUUCACAUAAUGGAUCAACGUGAGCUAAAGACUGGUGACGGACCCAUUGGUUUGAUAUUAGCACCUACCAGAGAAUUGUCCUUACAAAUAUACAACGAAACUAAAAAGUUUGGUAAGGUUUACAAUGUUAAUGUAGUCUGUUGUUAUGGAGGCGGAUCCAAGUGGGAACAAAGCAAAGCUUUGGAACAAGGCGCGGAAAUUGUGGUAGCUACACCAGGUCGUAUGAUCGAUAUGGUCAAGAUGAAAGCCACUAACUUACGCAGAGUUACCUUUUUGGUUCUUGACGAAGCCGAUCGAAUGUUUCACAUGGGGUUCGAACCACAGGUUAGAUCUAUAUGUAAUCAUGUUCGUCCAGAUCGCCAAACGUUACUUUUCUCCGCCACUUUCAAAAAGCGCAUAGAGCGCCUGGCGCGAGACGUUCUUACAGACCCCGUCCGUAUUGUGCAAGGUGACCUUAAUGAGGCCAAUCAAGAUAUUACCCAAUAUGUAUUUGUUUUUCCCAAUCCACUGCAAAAGUGGAAUUGGCUCCUUUUGAAUUUAGUGCGAUUCUUGUCGGAGGGCAGCGUUUUAAUAUUUGUGACAAAGAAAGUCGACGCCGAAACGGUUGCAAGUAACUUGCUAACUAAGGAAUACAACUGUCUUUUGCUACACGGCGAUAUGGACCAGGCGGAGCGUAACAAGGUAAUAACACAAUUUAAACGGAAGGAUUGUGAUAUUUUGGUUGCUACGGAUGUGGCAGCACGAGGCUUAGACAUACCUCAUAUUAAGAACGUCAUUAAUUACGACAUUGCCCGGGACAUCGAUACCCACACGCAUCGCAUUGGGCGAACAGGCAGAGCUGGAGAAAAGGGAACAGCAUACACGCUAGUCACUGAGAAAGACAAAGAAUUCGCCGGGCAUUUGGUGCGGAAUUUAGAAGGUGCAGACCAAGAGGUACCCCAAGAUUUAAUGGACCUUGCAAUGAAGAGUUCUUGGUUUCGAAGUUCUAGAUUUAAGCAAGGAAAGGGAAAAAAACCUGCGGGCAACUAUGCAGGCUUGGGGUAUCGAGAGCGCGCAGCGCCAACAUAUAGCGAAACGAGAGGUAGCUAUGCGAACACAAGCAAAUCACUAUCUUCUGCUGGCCCAGCAACAGACCGGUACGCUGCCAUGCGAGAAGCUUUCCGUGCUCAAUAUAUGUCACAGUUUAAACCGUCUACCGACCGUACAUGGGAGGAGACAUUACCUGAAACAGGUGUUUUUGCAGCUCCUGCUCCACCACCGCCACCAUCCACGUCGAUUUCAGCAAAACACUCCAACAUUGAUACAUCUGAAAAUAAGCGUAAGGCAAAGAAAAGUAGGUGGAACUAGUACAGCUGCAAACAUAAUAGAUAGCAUUAUAAUAUAUAUAUAUAUUUUAUUUAUAUUUCCCCAUAUAACUCAUAUAAAAUAACCAAUAAAGAAGUGGUAAUAUCAUUGUUUGAUAUGCCCAGAGAUAAAGGUA